CAUUACCCCUACUCACUUUAUUCUAUUGCAGACUGGAAGCUUUUGUUACUGUCGAGCAGACUUUCAAGGCAAAAUCCUCUACACUCCUUCAUUUCUUUGGGGUUUCCAGCUCCAUAUAAUUGCUAACAAUAUAAAUACAAAAACGCGAUUCAUUAGUGUUAUUCAAUUCUGCCGGGCCUUGACGCCGUGGCCACAUCGGCGGCAGCCCUGCUCGCCCCCUGACAUAUCCAGCGUCAGCCUUCCGAAAUUCAACACGCUUUACACUCAACGAAGUGGUGACUGAGGCGAACACAUAAGCAGCAUGGAGUUUGUCUCGCCAGAGGGGCUGCGGCUGGACGGCCGGCGGCCGCGUGAGCUGCGGCGAAUAAACUGCCAGCUAGACGUGCUGUCAAACGCGGAUGGCUCGGCCAUAUUCGAGAUGGGCAACACCAAGGUGCUGGCAGCCGUGUUUGGGCCGCACGCGGUGACCCGGCGCUCCGAGCUGCGGGAGGAGGGCGCGCUGGUGGUGUGCGAGUACUCCAUGGCGGCCUUCAGCACGGGCGAACGGCGGCGUCGCGGCAAGGGCGACCGGCGCUCUACUGAGCUGAGCAUGGUGAUCCGCAACACGCUGGAGCAGGCGGUCAUCACGGAGCUGCUGCCGCGCAGCCAGAUAGACGUGUACGUGCAGGUGCUCCAGGCGGACGGCGGCACUCGCUGCGCCGCCAUCAACGCGGCUGUGCUGGCGCUGGCGGCGGCGGGUGUGCCGCUGCGGGACCUGGUGGCGGGCUGUGCGGCGGGGUACCUGGACGGCACAGCGCUGCUGGACCUGAACUACACAGAGGACUCUGGCGGCGGCCCCGACCUGUGCGUGGCUCUGGCUCCGCGGCUGGACUCGCUAUACCUGGUGCAGAUGGACAACCGGCUGCCCGUGGACACAUUCCAGGCUGUCAUGGAGCUGGCUCGUGAGGGCUGCCGCACCAUCAGCGGCGUCAUGCGGGCGGCGCUGCUGGAGCACACACAGCGACUGGCGGUGGCGAGAGGCAUCACUGCAGCCGUGUAGCCGCGCGUGGGGGCGGCGUGUGGGCGGGGGCUUUGGGGGUGCUGGGGGAGUGUGGGCGGCUUUGGGGGGUUGUGAGCGGGCUCUGAGGGGGGGAAGUGCAGGUGGUGGGACACGCGAGGUGCGAGGAUCGCGAGAGCCUGAAGCAGAGGUGGCGUCCGCUGUGUUAAAGUGCGGAUGUGCGAGCGAGGGUUCCGGGGUGGUGGUGGUGGUGUGCGGUCACGGCUAGGCGACUGUGUGUGCAGCGGCUGCUCGCGGGGAUGGGGCCACAGCGCGACGCUGCAUGGCGGGGCGCCGGGGCGCGGUGCAGGGCUUGCCGCGCGAGGGGCUGAGGCAGGAGGCGCACUGUGUGUGGAGGGAGGCAUGUGGUGCUUACAGCAAGGAGAUCAGUGCGCGGAGGAUGAGUCAAGUCGCUUUCGGACAGGUUCCCUGGAAGGCUUCGACUUACAUGUUGUUCGAGAGGUGUUGCGUGCCGAUUGCGCGGCGUGACGGAUGUUCAUGUUGCGGGCGCACAAUGCUGGUAGCUUGAUUGGAUGCAGGUGGACACCAGUGCAUGCUCGCAGGGUAGUUCAUGGGCGAGAUGGUGCACUCCAGGAGCCGAAGACAGAACCGGGCGGGUCGGCGGGGGUGGCGGGCAGUAAGUAUUGCACCAACCGUGUAAGCCACGGGCACG
Molecule: messenger RNA, 1709 nt
Organism: Chlamydomonas reinhardtii
Lineage: Eukaryota; Viridiplantae; Chlorophyta; Chlorophyceae; Chlamydomonadales; Chlamydomonadaceae
Exons: 6
Coding region: 302-1039 (245 amino acids)
Biological process (GO): nuclear mRNA surveillance; poly(A)-dependent snoRNA 3'-end processing; U4 snRNA 3'-end processing
Cellular component (GO): cytoplasmic exosome (RNase complex); nucleolus; nuclear exosome (RNase complex)
Source: RefSeq, a predicted model, not a curated record